This is a messenger RNA of Paramecium tetraurelia, 807 nucleotides long. RefSeq lists its product as uncharacterized. The record is from RefSeq and is a predicted model, not a curated record. NCBI's taxonomy places the organism in Eukaryota, Ciliophora, Oligohymenophorea, Peniculida, Parameciidae. The transcript has 2 exons.
AUGUCUGAAUAAAUGCUAUUAAGGGCAGCCUUUGUUGACUUUUUAAAACAAAUGCUUCCUUUAAUUAUUGAUCCUUUACUUAUUGUAAACAGCCAUUUCAAAAACUUCACUCUACUACUUGAAGAUUAGACAAAAACAUCUCAAUAGAUUUUAGAAUUUAUAGAAAAACUUAAAUUCUAACCCAAAACUGAAAAUAAAGUUGCUCAAUAAGCUAUUAUUACAGAACCAGUAUCUAAUCCCUAAGACCCAAAAGUAUUAACAAUCCCUUUAAACUAAGUUUAAGGGACAAGCUAAAAUAGAGGAUAUCACAGAAGGUAUUUGAGUCAUUAAACUGAUAUCUAUUCAAGAAUAAAAAAAGACAAUUUGCAAGACAAAUAGCCUAUUCAAGAAGAAAUCUAGCCAAAGCCAGCUGCUAUUGAAAAGAUUUAAGUUUAAUGUACUAUUUUUGUUUUUAUUUAAGAGCCUGGAAAAUUCACUUGCUAAUUCUAAAAGUUUCUCUAAAUAUAAGAUAAUGAUGGAUUCUCUAUAGUUUCUAAAGAAUGUAUUUUAGAUGACUUAGAAUUGGCGAUGAAAGAAUUUCGAAGAAAUACAAAGACUUUGCUUUGUAUGGCAGAAAGGAGCUCCGAAGUCAAUACUAGUGAAUCUACUGAAGUUGAUAAGACCCUUAAACAUAAGGAUUACAACUUUAGUAAAUACUUAGAGACAGCAGUGGAACACCAGGAAAAUAAAACAGCCGAAAAUACUCUUAGAAGAGGGAAUAAUUUUAAUAUUCUUUAAAAAUACAAGACAGUGAUUAAAAAUAAUUGA